UCCAGUUCCGUUUUGGCGCGACGCCUCUAACCUGCCCUCUGCGUGCUCGUUCUCAUGCGCACACCUGUGCUCGUGCCCGAGAACUAACAGGAGGAGCGGAGUUGAACGGAAAGUUGUGCCUUCGUCAGACAUGGAUGACGAAUCGAAAUCAAACUCAAUAUUCAGUUGGCCUAAUCCACCAACAAAGGAGCACCUGAAACCUCUUUCUGUCUACUCUCGGAUGGUCAUGUGUGACCAAAAGGACAGUCCUUGUUUACCAAAGGAGCCUGACAAUCCUUUUGUAAACUUAAAAAUUCAAAUAAUGAAUGAUUGUGGGAGAAAAAGGAAACUGCUUGAUGACAACAUGGGGGAUGACUACAGCAGUCCAUGUAAAAAGCAGAGUUGUUCCAAUGUUCUAUCCCCAGACCUCGGUUGCUUUAUGGACUACUCUAACUCUCUUACUAGGAACAAUUCAAUAUCCCCGUUUGCAGCCCCGUACCCUAAGCUUAAUGAAAAGACUCUAAGGAGUGAAAUUAAAGAAGCCGUUAGCUCUCGGGUGGACUUGGAGCAUGUUCAUUGCAGCUGCUCCAAAGAUGAGGUGGGGAUUGAGAAGAUCCUCAAAAAUAUGUCAUCUGUGUUUGACCAUGACGUUGAUGACAUCUUUUGCCUCAACCCACUGAAGCAGGAGGUGCAAAAGCCGACAAACGAGGAGGAAAAACUCGACAGCGCCGUUGUUGAGGAUGACAGAGGGUACGUUUCCUCGUUUCACCUCCAUGAAAAUGAGGAAUGCAAGACAGAAGGUCCACAUGAGCAACAGGGGCACAAACAAGCUUCAGUAUGUGGUCAGCACUUUUCUUUUUUAAUUAAAGACGGCAGUGAGACUGUGGGUGGACCGCUGCUGGGGCCCGUGAAAUGUGAUGGACAUUUUUUAGAGGAAGAAGAUGAGGUUUUGAAUAUUGGGCAGCCAAUAUUUGAGUCAUCUAUAUGCCAAUCAGCUGCAGCAGUUGAGCAGAAGAGUGGGACGUCCGAAGCUCUUAGGGAGCCUGUUCACAUCUCUCAGACCUACAACUCUGGAGACUUUACUGUGGACAGUCUGUAUGAAACCACGUUGCCCUUAGAGGUGCAGGUGAAAUCAAAGGUGGUGGUUCUGAAUCAGGUUGAGAGGAUCAGCAAACCAGAAUGGAAAGCAAGCUCUGCAGACCAAAACAGACUCAAAAUCUUUGACAACAGUAUGGAAUGGGAACGUCAGAAAAGACAGUACAUAUUUUCUGUCAGAAGUCACAUGAACGAGAAUCGAGGUGGAGCUCAAGGACUCAUGACUGAACUUCUGGACUUGAUGACACAUGUUGCCGGUCAGGCGGGUUCUAAUGGCUCCCAGUGGCAGCACCCCUCGGACCUCACGUGCAGAAAUUACCAGAAGCGGUUUGGGAAUGAGACGCCCACAAUGACCCUCAGCGAAUGGCAGGCCCAGAAUCAAACCCACUACAGGCGCUUUACCAAAGUCCCCAAAAUUUUCAAAAGAAGUCCAUUUCUUUGAACGAGCAUGUGAGGAAUAAAUGAUCAAGUUGUGUUGGCCUAACUUCUAACCCUGUAUAAUGUUAUAAAAUGAUAUAUCGA
Girardinichthys multiradiatus is the source of this 1596-nucleotide messenger RNA. RefSeq lists its product as uncharacterized. Lineage: Eukaryota; Metazoa; Chordata; Actinopteri; Cyprinodontiformes; Goodeidae. The record is from RefSeq and is a predicted model, not a curated record. Gene Ontology annotation, molecular function: calcium-dependent protein binding. The transcript is spliced from 6 exons. Bases 131 to 1516 code for a protein of 461 amino acids.